Owenia fusiformis is the source of this 2067-nucleotide messenger RNA. Lineage: Eukaryota; Metazoa; Annelida; Polychaeta; Sabellida; Oweniidae. The record is from the annotation of a GenBank genome assembly.
CAAAAUGUGGGGUGAUAAAGUUUAUCAAAAUAUGGCUUUUAUCACAUUUAUUGCGUUCCUGCUUCACCAUCACAGAUGAGUGAUCUUACAGCACCCUUAGACGAUACCUUAAUACUUGAAGACAUGUCUGGCGACAUUUUAACACAAAAUGUGGAGGAUUUCCCUCCAAACGAGAGGGGAGAAAUAAAUGUGGUGAACAAUUCUGAAGAAAACCAAUCUCCACAAAUAACAAGAACACCUAGAAAGUCCUAUGUGAUACUUGCUGUUUUAGUCUUUAUAAAUUUGCUCAACUAUAUGGACAGAUUCACCAUAGCAGGUGUUUUGGAGGAGAUCAUGAAUUACUACUUCAAAGGUCAGAAACUUGACAGGGCCGCCACAGGGUUAUUACAGACCUCGUUUAUAAUGAGUUACAUGGUUCUGUCACCCAUAUUUGGAUAUCUCGGUGACCGAAUUAGUCGUAAAGCAAUCAUGACAGUUGGAAUAUUUUUCUGGUCUGCCAUUACAUUGGCUUCUUCAUUCAUCCCAGCCGAUUCUUAUGGCUGGUUUGUCUUCAUGCGAGGUAUGGUCGGAAUCGGAGAAGCCAGUUAUUCUACCAUAGCACCCACCAUAUUGGCUGAUCUAUUCACAGGCAAACAGAGAUCUGCUAUGCUGGCUAUUUUCUACUUUGCCAUUCCUGUAGGGAGUGGAAUGGGCUACAUAGUUGGUUCAAAUGUGGCAAAAGCUAUAGGUUCCUGGCAAUGGGCCCUACGUAUUACCCCAGCCUUAGGGAUCAUCUGUGUUUUUCUUAUACUUAUCCUUGUCAAAGAGCCUAAGAGAGGAGAAGCAGAGGGUGGCACCCAUUUAAGCAAUACCUCAUAUUUCACAGAUCUUAAACAAUUAGCUAGAAAUAAGAGUUUUAUGUUAAGCACCAUUGGGUUUACUAGUGUAGCUUUCGUCACUGGAGCCCUGGCUCUUUGGGGACCUUACUACGUUCAUCAAACCAUCAAAGAAAGGGGAGAACACACAACAGAAGCCCAAGUCAGCCUAAUAUUUGGCAUUAUCACAGUCCUGGCUGGGCUUAUAGGUGUCGCCUGUGGUUCAACAACUGCCGCAAGAUGGAAAGUCCACAAUCCUCGUGCAGACCCUUUAGUUUGUGCAUUUGGGCUACUCACAUGUGUUCCAUUCUUGUACUUGGCAUUGGUCUUGUCUAGGUACAACACCGCGGCAACAUGGGUUCUUAUAUUUCUUGGAGAAACAAUGUUGUGUCUGAACUGGGCUAUUGUAGCAGAUAUCUUAUUGGGAGUGGUGAUACCAACUCGCAGAUCUACUGCAGAAGCAUUCCAAAUUUUAGUAAGCCAUGCAUUUGGAGAUGCUGGAAGCCCAUAUCUAAUAGCAGCUAUCGCAGAUGCAUUAUCUAUAGGCCAGCGCAAUACCCUCAGCACCCAGGUGUGGACUUUCCAGUAUGGACUUUUCAUUACAUGCUUCGUGGCAGUCCUAGGAGGGGCAGCUUUUCUAGCAUGUGCAAUCUUCAUAGAGAAAGACAACAAACGUGUACAAAGAAUUAUCCAUGGACUCAGUGAAGCGGGUGACCUUGAGAAUGACCUUGCCCUCCCUGCACCAGACAUUGAUGUCACAAUUGAUGUAAAUCAAAGGAGGACGUUGGUCGAUAAUGAACAAAAUGUAAUUGCAUAAAAUUCAAUGGGAAUGCAGAUGUUAAUAGGCUUUAUAUAUGAUGAAGCUGUAGACCAAAUUAAGAAAUCUCAUUAAAAUAUUGAAGUAAAAUUUUACCAGCUGAAUGGAAAAAUUGAGGAAUUUGAUAAUUGAACAGGUUAGAAAAUCAUAUUUUGUAUCGAUACUGGUUCUCCUACCUUAAUCUGUUUAGGAAACCUUAAAAAAAUUGUAAUCGUGUUCAUGAGAAUUUCUAGUAUUUUUUGCAUACUUUUUGAAAAUAUAUCAUGUUAAUGUAAUAACAUCACCACCACAAGUAUUAUAGUCUCCAAUUUUUUUGUGGAUGGUGUUCGGUGGUUGGUGUCUGGCGCUUGGUGUCUGUACCAACUGGCAGGUGGUGACAUUUUGCAUGUCAAUGCC